Eurytemora carolleeae is the source of this 4561-nucleotide messenger RNA. RefSeq lists its product as uncharacterized. Gene Ontology annotation, molecular function: G protein-coupled receptor activity. The transcript is spliced from 11 exons. Lineage: Eukaryota; Metazoa; Arthropoda; Copepoda; Calanoida; Temoridae. Gene Ontology annotation, biological process: G protein-coupled receptor signaling pathway. Gene Ontology annotation, cellular component: membrane. Bases 2242 to 3414 code for a protein of 390 amino acids. The record is from RefSeq and is a predicted model, not a curated record.
UAGUACAGAAGAAAUGUUUAUCUCAAACCAUAUACGUUCUUGUUUAGUACAGAAGAAAUAUUUCUCUCAAACCAUUAUAUACGUUCUUGUUUAGUACAGAAAAAAUAUUUCUCUCAAACCAUAAUAUACGUUCUCGUUUAGUACAGAAGAAAUAUUUAUCUCAAACCAUUAUAUACGUUCUUGUUUAGUACAGAAAAAAUAUUUCUCUCAAACCAUUAUAUACGUUCUCGUUUAGUACAGAAGAAAUAUUUAUCUCAAACCAUCAUAUACGUUCUUGUUUAGUACAGAAGAAAUAUUUCUCUCAAACCAUUAUAUACGUUCUUGUUUAGUACAGAAGAAAUGUUUUUCUCAAACCAUUAUAUACGUUCUCGUUUAGUACUGAAGAAAUAUUUCUCUCAAACCAUUAUAUACGUUCUCGUUUAGUACAGAAAAAAUAUUUCUCUCAAACCAUUUUAUACGUUCUCGUUUAGUACAGAAUAAAUGUUUCUCUCAAACCAACUAUGCAUUCUCUUCUUGUGAAGUUUUAAGUUCAGAAGAAAUUUUUUUCUUAAACCAAUCUAUAAGUUCUCGUUUAGUACAGAAGAAUUUUUCUCUCAAACCAUUAUAUACGUUUUCGUUUAGUACAAAAGAAAUGCGUCUCUCAAACAACUAUACAUUCUCUUCGUGAAUUGUUUUCAGUACAGAAGAAAUAUUUCUCUCAAACCAUUAUACGUUCUCGUUUAGUACAGAAGAAAAGCUUAUCUCAAACCAUUAUGCACGUUCUCGUUUAGUACAGAAGAAAUAUUUCUCUCAAACCAUUAUAUACGUUCUCGUUUAGUACAGAAGAAAUAUUUUUCUCAAACCAUUAUAUACGUUCCCGUUUAGUACAGAAGAAAUAUUUCUCUCAAACCAUUAUAUACCUUCUUGUUUAGUACAAAAGAAAUAUUUCUCUCAAACCAUUAUAUACCUUCUCGUUUAGUACAAAAGAAAUAUUUCUCUCAUACCAUAAUAUACGUUCUCGUUUAGUACAAUGUUUCUCUCAGUGCAAGUUUUAAGGAUAAGAGAAAUAUUUCUCUUAAACCAUAAAAUGCUUUCUCUUUUUGUAAAGUUUUUAUAACAGGAGCAAAUUUUCUCUCAACCUAUCAUAUACUAUCUCUCUUUGUGUAGUUUUUAGCACUGGAGAAAUAUUUCUCUCAAACCAUCUUAUAGGUCUCUUUUCGUAUAGAAUUUGUAGUAUAGGAGAUAUUUUGUUACGUUCUCUCCAGGGAUAGUUUGUAGUACGGGAGAACCUUUCCUCUCAAACCAUCCUAUGCGUUCUCUCCAGGGAUAGUUUGUAGUACAGGAGAACCUCUCAACUCAAACCAUCCUAUCUGUCCUCUCCUGGGAUAGUUUGUAGUACAGGAGAACAUUUCCUCUCAAACCAUCUUAUACGUUCUCUCCAGGGAUAGUUUGUAGUACAGGAGAACCUCUUAACUCAAACCAUCCUAUACGUUCUCUCCAGGGAUAUUUUGUAGCACAGGAGAACCUUCCCACUCAAACCAUCCUAUACGUUCUCUCCAGGGAUAGUUUGUAGUACAGGAGAACCUUUCCUCUCAAACCAUCCUAUAAGUUCUCUCCAGGGAUAGUUUUGUAGUACAGGAGAACCUUUCACUCAAACCAUCCUUUACGUUCUCUCAAUCAGGGAUAGUUUGUAGUACAGGAGAACCGUUCCUCUCAAACCACCCUAUACGUUUUCUCCAGGGAGAGUUUGUAGUACAGGAGAACCUUACGUCCUCACCAUGUACAGCAUUUAAGACAGUAUUGCCUUUUUGAAUAAAACAAUUCUCAUACGAUCUCAAGGAGGUUAAAGUUUAGAGCGCUUGUCUUCUAUAUAAUUAUUUAUAUAUUUGUAUGUUAACUAUAGCUGGUCAAACGUCUGAAGCAAUUUGGCUUAAUUUCUUUAUUAAACCCAUGGAUACCCUGGGGGUAACAUAGCCUAAAAAAACAGAUUUUUUUCAAGAUGGAAAUAAUUUUCAAAAUUUUUAAAUUCCACGGGUAACGCCGGGCAUUUGAGGUGAUGUUUAUUGAAUUGCAUUGUAUGCCAUUUAUGGCAUCAAUCACUAGAAUUACUAUUUUAUGUAAAUUUUGUAAACUUAUGUUUAAGUUUGUUUAUGUAAAUACAAUCUAUAUUAUUAUAAUUUUCCAUAUUUGUCCUCUCUCUUGUUCCUUCCUACAUCUAAUCUAAUUACAGUCUAAUACAACCUAGAUCCCCAGCGGGGAAAAAUGAACCAGAGUUUGCUGAGUUGGGACGGAGAAGGGAGAGGGAUUGAGGAUAGUGUGAACCAGAGCUGGGACGGAGAAGGAAGAGAUGGAGAGAAGAUAAACCAUGAUGAGGAGAUCGUAGCUAUGGUCCUUCUUGAGAUGUUUCUCUCAUUUUCAGGGAUACUCUCCAACUUGCUGGUUGUUACAACAGUUCGACAUCAUGAUCAGCUGAUGAGCUCAACAGUUAAUCUUCUCUUACUAAACCUUUGCUUCUCAAACCUUCUCAUCUCAUUCCUCGUCAAACCAAUAUCCGCCAUUUACGGCGGAUACUCAAUUUCAACAGGCAGUUGGCAGGUUAGUCUUGUAUUCUGUUCCUUGUACACCCUGAUAUACAGAGUAACCUUGUGCAUCCUACCCUUCACCAUCAUAUCCCUGUCAUCCUUACAUCUACUACCAACCCAUCUACAGGGUUUAUCUGUACCAGUGGUUGAAACUCCUCCCCCCUCUCCUCCUAGUUCUCUAUUCAGAAAUUCUCCCCGGUCGUCCACUCCUUCUCCGUACUAUCCAGGGUUGAGUCCUGAACCUGCUCCACCCUCUCCACAAACCAAGAGAAGACUUGCUGAACUCAGUGAUGAUCUGACCUUAAAGCAAAAGUUGUGUAUUCUGGGUAUAUGGAUAUUUUCUGCAUUCUACGGUAUAGCUACAUGCUUUCCGGAAAAGAUAUUUGGAGUGGAACUACUCAGAGAUACUCAGAUAGAAGAGGAGGUGGGAAGUGCCAAGGCCGAAGAGAUGACUGUUUGUAACAUAAAGUCCGGGCUCAAUGAUUUUCUAGAUUAUAUAUCACUAGUCGUCUGUCUCGUCCUUCCAACUAUUCUUGGUCCUUUCCUUCUACUCGUCCUCUCUCCAUUUUUCGUCUUUCAGAAGGCCCGCGGUGUUCCAUCCCUCCGUCUCUUGAUCUGGUUGAGCCUGAUCUACAUCAUCUCAUACUCCUUCCACCUCGUCAUCUCGGAGUCCCUGGAGGUCCACGGGUUCGUGUUCCUCGUGUUGAAGAACCUGGUCGGAUUCUUGUUCCUGGUUGCUGCUCCGAUCAUCAUUAUCAUACUGCAGGAUGAUAUCAGGGGAGGUUUACGGCCCUUGUUCCAGAGUAAGAUAAUUUGUCCUCCUGAUGAAAAUCAAGAAGAUCAAGCAUGCUGACCUUCUGGAGAUCCAUGAAUAUCAAGAAAAUCAAGUAUGCCGACCUUCAGGAGAUCCAUGAAUAUCAAGAAGAUCAAGUAUGCCGACCUUCAGGAGAUCCAUGAAUAUCAAGAUGAUCAAGUAUGCCGACCUUCAGGAGAUCCAUGAAUAUCAAGAUGAUCAAGAAUGCCGACCUUCAGGAAUCCAUUAAUAUUAAGAUGAUCAAGAAUGCCGACCUUCAAAAGAUCCUUGAAUAUUAAGAAGAUCAAGGAUUCUAACCUUUAAAAGAUCCUUGAAUAAUAAGAAGAUCAAGAAUGUAGACCAGCGUAAGAUUCUUGAAAAGUAAAACAUAUUCUGUAGAAACCAGAUAACCUCCCUAAUAAGGAACUGAAUACUUGCAUCUAACUCGAAUUAAUUUUUUCUCGCAACCAGAUAUUUUUGAAAACCUGCUGGAUUAAAUAAUCAAAAUAAAAGGUUUGCAUCAUCCUAUUGCAAAGAUUUAGAGUUUUAGACGAGUUGUCAAUUUCUUAGCAUUUGCAGGUCAAAAAAGAUUUUAUCAAUCGUCUUUUUUUGUGAUUUUAAAUUGAAAAAAUAACUAACGAAUUAUCCGCAAGUACCUUCAAUUUCCCACUUUUUCCCCUUUAUAGUAAUAGUAGGAAUGUUAUAAAAAAUAUUCCGCUAAAUCUGUAUUCUAUGUUUGUCAAAUUCCAGCCAAAAACAUAACAAUUCAUCCAAAUCUUUCAAUGUUAACUGUUAAUCUUUCAAAGAUCAGCUUUCAUCGUUGUAAAUAUAUGUUGCUAAUUUCAAACCUUAAAAUUUAUCCGCCCCCCCCCAAAAAAAAAAUAAUGAGGUGUCCACCGUGCAUAACUCACUGUCCUAGUCGUAGCGCUCGGCCGAUAAAUCUUCCCAAACCGACAUAACUCUAGAUAUCUGUAAAUGUUACUGCUGAUUUUAUCAUUAUAGGUGAUUCUAGUUUGGCAAACGCAUUUUUAGGAUGCUGGGUGUAACUGGGGGGUGGAAGUUUUUAUUUCCAGAAUCAGCUUUUUUCUCAUUUUUUGUCAGUUAUUACUUAAUUUAUAUUGCAGAGAUUUGCAGAGAUGAUAUUUUAAAAGCUUAAACCCGGGUAAAACCCAAACUCGGGCUUGGAAAGAACCCAAGUCAGGAUUGG